CCAGUGCAGUUUCUAAAUGACACAGAGACGUGUGUAUGAGCCCGCCCCCUCAGUGACGACGCACUGGCGAGACCAGUGAAAGGCAAUAAGCCGCGGCCUUGUGGGCGUGGUGCACGAUAGGAUGAUGAUGGGGAAGCGGAGCAUGCAUCCUCCAGUCAUCACAUGCACAGGAACCGGGGGUGUGAACGCCGGUUCCGGUUUUAGUCAGGGAAAGUAUACAGCACUCAUGGCUUUGUUAAUGCUCAAUUUGUACUCGGUAGCAGGCAGCGCUUUAAACUAGACUAGUGUAAAAUAGAGAAAAGAUGGUGGCCGGAGAGAUGAUUGAGGAGCCAGUGAGGAGGCAUGGAGGUGUCACGCCUGUCCCGGAUCAGUACACUGGUGUUGUAGAGUGUGAUGUAAGGGAGGAGGAGAGAGAAAAAGAGCUCCCGCAUGCUGAGAGCCUCGCCAUGCUACCCGGACAGGACGAGCAGGAACACAAGCCUCUGCAGACCCGCGUGUACAGCAGGCGCUUCGCAGUACUCGCCAUCUUCAGCCUGUACUCUCUGGUCAACGCUUUCCAGUGGAUCCAGUACAGCAUAAUCACUAACGUCUUCACGGAGUUCUACAGCGUGGAGAACGCGAUGAUCGACUGGCUCUCGGUGGUCUACAUGGUGGCGUACAUCCCGCUCAUCUUCCCCGCCACCUGGCUGCUGGACCGAAAGGGGCUUCGCGUUACCGCGCUGCUCGGCGCCGGCCUCAAUUGCGCAGGCGCGUGGCUGAAGUGCGCGAGCGCGCAACCUGACCUGUUCUGGGUCACCAUGACGGCGCAGGUGGUCUGCUCCGUGGCGCAGGUGUUCAUACUCGGCCUGCCGUCCCGAAUCGCUUCGGUGUGGUUCGGCCCGAGAGAGGUGUCCACUGCCUGCGCUACAGCCGUGCUGGGCAACCAGCUAGGUGUUGCCAUCGGGUUCCUUAUCCCACCUGUCCUCGUCCCCAACACCCCAGAAGAUAAAGAGCUGAUGGGCCGCAACAUUAGCAUGAUGUUCUAUGGCACGGCAGCAAUCUCGACCCUGCUGUUUAUUUUAACAAUCUUUGUCAUUAAGGACAGACCUGCUUUACCACCGAGCCAGGCUCAGGCGAUGUUGCCCACAGGCCCUGCGGAAGAUUAUUCCUAUAAGCAGUCUAUCAUUAAUCUGUUCAAGAGCAAGCCAUUCAUCCUGCUACUGCUGAGUUAUGGCAUCAUGACUGGAUCGUUCUAUUCGGUGUCCACUCUGCUUAACCAGAUGAUCAUCCAUUAUUAUAAGGGAGAGGAGCUGAAUGCCGGCAGAAUCGGCCUUACCCUGGUCGUGGCUGGAAUGGUAGGCUCCAUCCUAUGUGGCCUGUGGCUGGACCAUACCAAAACCUACAAAUUGACCACACUGAUCGUGUACGUCCUGUCCUUCCUCGGCAUGCUGGUGUUCACCUUCACACUGAACCAGGGCCACCUCCUUGUGGUCUUCUUCACAGCAGGAGUACUUGGGUUCUUCAUGACUGGAUACCUGCCCAUCGGAUUCGAGUUUGCUGUUGAGAUCACCUACCCUGAGUCAGAAGGCACUUCAUCCGGUCUCCUGAAUGCCUUCGCUCAGUUGUUUGGAAUCGUUUUCACACUGAUACAAGGAAAGGUGACGACAGUCUACGGUCCGCUGUCCGGAAACAUCUUCCUGUGUGCCUGGAUAUUCUUCGGCAUCAUUUUAACAGCCUUGAUAAAAUCAGAGCUAAAAAGACACAAUGUCAACAUGGGUGCUAGCAAAUGUAAGGCGGUUCCAACAGAAUGUCCUGUAGAGAAGGUGUCCAAUGGUGUGACGGUGGAUUUGUCCCGUGAGACCACGCUGUAAACCCACUGAGACUGAACCAGGUGUUCUGCUGCGUCUCUGCUUGACUUUGCUGUGCUGUAACACCUCUAAUGGGGAUGGUUUAAAAUUGUACCUGUGUCUGUGUAGUAAUCAGUCUAUUCAUUCUUUUCAGUGUUUGAACUGAAACCAGAAGAAGAAAGUUUAGACUACGUAGAGGAAAAAAUAUUAGUAUCUUUUUUUAGCAAGCUCAUAUGAUUGAACAUCUCUAAGAGUGGAUUGUAAACCAAUUCUGGAGCAAGUAAAUGCCUUAUUCUUUACUAAAGUUAUGUAAAGUUUAAUAUGGCUGUUGUUUGUCCUAGCGACAUAUAAACAGCCAGUAAGAAUGAGGUUGGCAUAAGAUCUUGCCAAAAAACUAAAAAAAAAUUUCCUCUACGUUUAUUUUUUUCCCCUCCCAUGUCUGUUUUGUAGAAAACAUAGAAAAAGAAAAAAAAAGCUGCUGGGGGGAAAAUAUGCCAUUUUUUAUUUGUAAAUUCUAAUAACGUUUAUUUAUUUAUUUAUUUAUUUUUAUCUAUGAUUUUAGACCUGUGGAAACUUUCUGGAACAUUUUUUAGUCUAAAUAAGAAACUGGUAACGAUGUUCUUUCUCUUUCGAAAUGCAGUCUAAUAAUCCUUGAUCAGGUUAAGUCACCAGUGUUGUCUGAUACUGUAUGCAUACACAAUCUGAAAAAACUAAACAAAAUGAUUUUAAUAAUUCAUUAAUUAAUGAGUGAUUAACAUUAUUGCCACUGGAUCAUGUAGUUAUAGUAAGGGUUCUUCUUCACUAUUACCAAUAAGGAAGAGACAAAAAUAUGCCCUCCCCCCUCCAAGUCUUGCAGGACAAAUUAAAUAAGAGAAAUAUAAAUGAACAUGAAUUAAUUAGUUCCUUAAUCAAGAUCAAGAACAUAAAUGAAGACUUAAUUAACCUAACUUUCCAUCAUCUCCCUGCUUUUUUUAACAUGUUUUGUUUGGUCUCAUCAGCAGUGGAAAUGCCUUUGAUGACAGAUGAAUUACAAAAAGCACAAGUCAGUGCAGCACACAGCGCUUUUCUCUAAACCAGAGCACAUGACUGGCUGUCUCCUGUGUAAAAGUGUUAAGCUUAAUGUUUGGUCACUAUGAAGGGCUGUAUUUACAGUUUAGGAUGAUUCCGGUGUAGUUGUGGUAGCUGGGGGAACACGACAGCACCUGUUCUUGCACAUCGAGCCUUAAAGUCUAAAUAAUGUAAUCAAGGGAAGAGCAGAAGGCUGGAGUGUGUUAAUUAGUAUAAUAGGUUUGAGACUUAUAGAUUUAUAGACAUUAAUGCCAUGACACUUAGUUCCUCUUUUUAACACCGUGCCUUCUUUGCACAGGUCACUGACAUGACUUUCAAGCUCAUUUUGAUGAAUGAAUUUCAAACAGCACAACUACUGUAUAUUGUUUGUUGUUUUCAGGUACACUUUUCUAAACCGUGUGUUUAAUAUUCUAUUUUUCCCCAGCUCCAAAUCUCCAUCAACACACAUAUGUAUAUACAUAUAUGCAGAUGUCUUCUGCAUUAUUCUUACAGUCUGGUGUGUUUAGCUUGCUGUAAUGCUAAUAAAACUGUGACAAAUGCUUCCAUACCCAUCAGUGUGCUGUUCAGAUUGCAAUUCCUUCUGGGUAAAUUUGAUAAAUUAAUUCUGUGUCAAUCCCUGGCCUCCAAGAGGUCCUCUAACCAACCAUACUUUGGGAAAUAAAAUAAACGUAUGGUAUAUCUGAUAAAAGACUUGUUCUUUAGGGUGUGUGUGUUUUCAAAAAAACACCACCAAUGGGUCUCAAUAAUUUAUAGGAAUUAUUAUUUUAAACAUAAUGCUUUUUCAGUGGGACAUG
This is a messenger RNA of Clarias gariepinus (North African catfish), 3688 nucleotides long. It is a transcript of the gene flvcr1, whose product is annotated as FLVCR heme transporter 1. Bases 303 to 1850 code for a protein of 515 amino acids. Gene Ontology annotation, cellular component: membrane; mitochondrion. Gene Ontology annotation, molecular function: heme binding; heme transmembrane transporter activity. Gene Ontology annotation, biological process: heme export; erythrocyte differentiation; mitochondrial transport. Lineage: Eukaryota; Metazoa; Chordata; Actinopteri; Siluriformes; Clariidae. The record is from RefSeq and is a predicted model, not a curated record. The transcript is spliced from 10 exons.